AAUUCUCGACCAUGUUGGACUCGUGUUGGGACAGAUAUUUGUUACUAUAAAAAUCACUUUUCAAGAAGUUCAAUAGCUGCUGGAGGUCAGAAAGGAAAAUCUUACUACACAAUUACAUUCACCGUGACUUUCCAACAUAAAGAUGAUGUCUGUUACUUUGCUUACCAUUACCCAUAUACAUACUCAACUUUAAAGAUGCAUCUUCGGAAGCUGGAAUCUAUGCACAACCCUCAACAGAUAUAUUUUCGACAAGAUGUUCUCUGUGAGACCCUGGCUGGCAACAGUUGUCCUUUAAUCACUAUUACAGCAAUGCCAGAGUCCAAUUACUAUGAACAUAUCUAUCAGUUCAGGAAUCGUCCUUAUGUUUUCCUGUCUGCUCGUGUACAUCCUGGAGAGACUAAUGCAAGCUGGGUUAUGAAGGGAACACUGGAAUACCUUAUGAGCAAUAAUCCAAGUGCCCAAUGUUUACGAGAAUCUUAUAUUUUCAAAAUUAUUCCCAUGCUCAAUCCAGAUGGUGUCAUCAAUGGAAACCACCGUUGCUCUUUAAGUGGAGAAGAUUUAAACAGACAGUGGCAAAAUCCAAAUCCAGAUCUGCAUCCCACUAUUUACCAUGCUAAAGGGUUACUGCAAUAUCUGGCUGCUAUAAAACGUUUACCUUUGGUCUACUGCGAUUAUCAUGGUCACUCUCGUAAAAAGAAUGUUUUUAUGUAUGGCUGCAGCAUCAAAGAGACAAUGUGGCACACAAACGUUAAUGCUGCAUCUUGUGACAUAAUGGAAGACCCUGGUUACAGGGUGGACGACAUACUCAGCCUGGUGGCAGAGCUGAGAGAACUUGAAUGGCUAAGGAGCAUCAGGGAAGCAGAACAAGAGACAGAUUG
Messenger RNA from Apaloderma vittatum (bar-tailed trogon), 878 nucleotides. RefSeq names its product cytosolic carboxypeptidase 1-like. Gene Ontology annotation, molecular function: zinc ion binding; metallocarboxypeptidase activity. The transcript is spliced from 7 exons. The record is from RefSeq and is a predicted model, not a curated record. Gene Ontology annotation, biological process: proteolysis; protein side chain deglutamylation; C-terminal protein deglutamylation. NCBI's taxonomy places the organism in Eukaryota, Metazoa, Chordata, Aves, Trogoniformes, Trogonidae. The annotation marks the transcript as partial.